ACUGGAAUCAAACCAACUUUUUUGUUUUUUUUUCCCACUCUUUUUUCUUAAAUAGAUAUCAUACUUUUUCUCUAUAUCAUGUCGUUCGUUCAACAAAGAGAAAAAAGAGCUAAUGCUGGUAGUCGUAUGCGGGCUCUACUAGAUCAAGAAGCUGAUAUGGAAGAAUUAUUCGAAUUGGACGAAAGUGAAGAUGAAGCUUUCUCGGAAACAGAGGAAGAAGUAGUAGAUACAAUAGAUUCCGACUUUGAUCUUGAAGAAUCUGAAGGAGAGGAAGAACAAGAACAAUUGGCUCAAGAAGAAGAAAAACUUAUUCGACAAGAAGAACGACAGGCUCGACGACCACAACCACAAUUUCUUCAAAAACCCACCAAAACUAUGAUACCCAAACCUACCAUUUCUGCCCAUGAUCGCAUUAUAAAGAAAGUUGGACGACCUAGCAAGAAACAACAAACUAAAACACAACAGUCUACGGAUUUUAGUGGACGACAAUCACUUCGAACGAAAACUAUUUUGAAUCGAAUGCAAAUAGAAGAACAACUUCGAGAAAAUGAGUUUAAAAAGGCGUUACUCCCCAAACGAUCACGACCGAAGGAGCAUCGUUUGACUCAGGAAGAAUUAUUAGCAGAAGCAGCGAUCACUGAAGGCGAGAAUCUGGCAUCAUUAGAACAAUGGCAGCAAAAGGAAGCAGAAAGACAAGCUAAAGCAAAAGUGAAAGUGAAACGCGGUAUUGAAGGACCAUUUAUUCGAUAUCACUCUUUUACUGAAGGUAAUAAGGAAGAACGACCCAAACGACGGAAACUUGUGAUGAUUAUGGAUGAUAAAGAUGGCAACACAACGCAAAUGGAUAUUGUGGAUCCUGUGGCACUUGAAUUCCAAUAUCGACGCGACGUAGAAGAAUGUGAUCUGGCAACAAGGAAUUUGAUUACGUUUUUCCAACAUGAUGACAAUGAAGCCAACAACAUGAUGGAUGAUCAAAAUAAAAUGACUAAGAACAAAUUACUACAUAUCAAUACAGAAGGAUUAACGGAUAGAGAAUUGGAUCGACUGGAUAGGAUACCAUCAUUAGCUUCAUGGGCUGAUCGAACACCACGAACCAUUAAACCACUACCAUGUCCUAUUUCAGGAAAAGAAGCACGAUAUCGCGAACCAAUGACUAGUACACCGUAUUCAAACGCCAUCUCUUAUACCAAGAUCAUCGAUUGUCUGAAACACAACUAUAUCUGGUCGCCAUCACUUGGAAUUUAUACAAGCAAUGAAGCAGAUAGCAAAGGCGCAGAAGGUGUACCUGAAGGAUGGGAACGAAUGGUAUUAGGAAAACAAUCAACAAUGGAACAAGAUUGGGAAGCACCUUUUCCAUCUUGGUUGGCAACCGUAGAAACCAAAUCAGGCAAGAAACGACAACGGAUACGAACACAAUCUAGUUAGUUAGUUUUUUUAUUAGAUUAGAUUUUAUUAUCAUAGUUGAACAAUAAAGAAUGAAAAAUAGUUGCUUUAUGGGUUUAUAUUUGAAAAGGCAUAGUAUGGAAGAUGGUAUGACAGAGAUCCGAUUCCAUGGUUAUUUGUUAGGAUAACGUUUACAAGGAACGGAGUUUAAGUACAUGAUAAUAAACAAAAAAGAUAUUAUUAUUUAUUUUUUAUUUUUUAUUUUUUUGAUAUGAACAUAUCCUUGAAUUAUCCUGAUGAUGGAUUUGAUGAAUUACCCAAUGGACAGAAAAGAAAGGAAAGAAAGAGAAAAAAAAAAGCAGC
Halteromyces radiatus is the source of this 1746-nucleotide messenger RNA. Its product is annotated as YL1 nuclear protein-domain-containing protein. The record is from RefSeq and is a predicted model, not a curated record. Gene Ontology annotation, biological process: regulation of DNA-templated transcription; chromatin remodeling. Gene Ontology annotation, cellular component: nucleus. Bases 79 to 1425 code for a protein of 448 amino acids. Lineage: Eukaryota; Fungi; Mucoromycota; Mucoromycetes; Mucorales; Cunninghamellaceae. Gene Ontology annotation, molecular function: ATP-dependent H2AZ histone chaperone activity. The transcript is spliced from 5 exons.